This is a messenger RNA of Anguilla rostrata (American eel), 2867 nucleotides long. It is a transcript of the gene evx1, whose product is annotated as even-skipped homeobox 1. NCBI's taxonomy places the organism in Eukaryota, Metazoa, Chordata, Actinopteri, Anguilliformes, Anguillidae. Gene Ontology annotation, biological process: regulation of transcription by RNA polymerase II. Gene Ontology annotation, molecular function: DNA-binding transcription factor activity, RNA polymerase II-specific; RNA polymerase II cis-regulatory region sequence-specific DNA binding. Gene Ontology annotation, cellular component: nucleus. The transcript is spliced from 3 exons. The coding region runs from base 352 to 1728 and encodes 458 amino acids. The record is from RefSeq and is a predicted model, not a curated record.
CAGACAGAGCCCACAAUAAAGUUCCAAUCCGCGUAGAUACAGCGGUUGAGUGAACCGAGCUAAUUAAUCAACCACAAAUACAACAGAAUUGUUGGCCGUUAUACAUUCACAAUUUCUUCAGUUAUUGCGAUAAUAAUCCAUUGACUUUACAAAACGGGCACCUAGUACUUUAGCUCGAAAUACUUUAAUAGGCUACGUGGUUAUUUUGGUAUAUCAAUGCGUAUGACCGUGUAUCUUUUAGUGAUAUCGUCGUCAGCUUUGCCUCCUAAUUUCCUCACACACUUCGUGUGGAGGUUAUUUUACGGCCUCAAGCCCCCCUCGUCUUAGCGACGUAGUUGCUGUUUUCUGUUUAUGUGCUCUGAAUCGAUGAGUGGCGUCACCGGGGGUACUAUUAUGACGACUGCCCUAUUAAGAAUGACAGCUCGAGAGAAGAGGGCAACGGUGAUCCCUCCCAGAGCUCGCGCUGCACACUGGAGCGCUCCCACAGCAGGGUCAGCACGUCGCCUCUCGCGCUCCGCUUCGUCGUGCGCUCCCGCUGAAAACUGCUCGCCCUUUCCCGCACUUGGCGCUCGCUCCGCGUCCAUAAUGGAAAACAGGAAGGAGAUGGUGAUGUUCAUAGAGGGAGGUCAACUUGGCACGCUGGUUGGCAAGAUAGGCGCCAAUUUGUCAGAAGCAGUCGGGAGCCCUGUUCAGGAACCGCAGGAGAAGAUGAUCCACAAAAACUGCGGGAGCCCCAGGUCGGCGCCUCUAUCACGAGACAGAGCGGACGGGGAGGUGGAGGACGCGCGCAGCGGCGCCUGCAGCAAUAUAAGCCCGGGCGGCGUUCCCUCGGCUGCGGGGAGAGCUCGGUCAGAACUCCGCAACAAAGAGCACAGCAGCUCCGACACGGAGUCCGAUUUCUACGAAGAAAUUGAUGUCAGCUGCACGCCAGAAAGCAUGGAGUACCCCAACGGAAAGGGUCGCUCUGGGGAUUCUCCCGGCCACGGUAAUGACUGCGGGGUGGAGUCGGGAAAGAUGAGCGCGGCUCAGGGCUCGCUCUCCUACGGUGCGGACCAGAUGCGCCGGUACCGGACGGCCUUCACGCGGGAGCAGAUAGCCCGCCUGGAGAAGGAAUUCUACCGGGAGAAUUACGUCUCCAGACCCAGGAGAUGCGAGCUGGCGGCCGCUCUAAAUUUACCAGAAACAACAAUCAAGGUGUGGUUCCAGAACAGGCGGAUGAAGGACAAGCGGCAGCGGCUGGCGAUGACGUGGCCCCACCCCGCAGACCCCGCCUUCUACACCUACAUGAUGAGCCACGCGGCGGCGGCGGCGGCAGGGGGGGGUAACCUGCCCUACCCCUUCCCCUCCCACCUGCCCCUGCCCUACUACUCCCACCUGGGCAUGGGGGGCAGCACCGCCUCGCCCGCCCCCUUCAGCGGGCCCCUCCGGCCCCUCGACACCUUCCGGGUGCUGUCCCACCCCUACCCCCGUCCCGAGCUGCUCUGCGCCUUCCGGCACCCCUCCCUGUACCCGGGGCACGGCCUGGCGGCCGGGGGGGCGCCCUGCUCCUGCCUGGCCUGCCACGGGGCGGGGCAGCCCAACGGCCUGCCCCACAGGCCGCCCGCCUCGGACUUCGGAGGCCCCGCCUCCAGCAGGACUGAGGCCUUCCUGACCUUCAGCCCCGCCGUGCUGAGCAAGCCCUCCCCUGUCACCUUGGACCAGAGAGAGGAAGUACCUUUAACCAGAUAAAAGGGGCUGCUGUGGCCCCCGGGGCAGCCAGGACCGCGCAUCGGGCUGUGCCCGCACUGCUCAAACGGGACUCGGUUACACGCAUGAGGGAGGCGCUGAAACGGAACGAGCGCGAAAUACAGCGGGAACUGCGCGAGACGGACACCUGCCAGAGCGCAGGACUGGAGCCGGGACUCGAAAUUCUCCGGUUCUAUAAGCUAAUGCGGCACCUGCCAGCGGAUAAUAAUAUUUAUAGAUCUACGAAGACGAAAACAGAAUUCGCAGUGAACUGUAGAGAUUUCGCGAAAAUCGUCCUGGCUAAAAAAACAAAUGAAAAAAAACAUUGGAGGAAAAGCAAAAUUAAGCCCAAAUCUUGAAGCUAUAAUCUUUUACCGAUCGGACUGGACUGAAAAGAGCGGACAGACGUUUAUCGACGUGAUGGAUGAUGUUAACGCUUUAUCAUUAUUUGUAGUUUCUUCACAUGUCCAAAUUGGCCUAGAUAUAUUGUUAGUUACAUUAAAAUGAUGUUUUUCUUCUGUCUUUUUAACAAGGGAAUUUGUUAACAGACUGAGGAAGCUCAUUAUUUCUCCUCCAAAGCCCCUGUCCCGGUACACGCUGCUGAAAUGUGCAGAUGCUGGUAAAAUUAGCGAGUGAUGUAUAUGUAAGGAGGAAUUUUGAAUGUUGAAUUAAUGAUAAUACUGUGCGCGUGGAGACUUCCUGCCAAACGGUAACAAGGCGCCAUGGGAACGGAUUAGCUGACGGGAGCGCGAGAUCUAUUGGACAAUCACACGCAGCAAAUUGGGGCAAACGCGAGCUGCCUGUCUUCUCGCGCCUUCGGCAGAACAGGCCCAAAAACUCCCCUUCACCGCCUACUGUUUAUGAGGAAAACUAAUAAUGAUGGAUGACUUAAGCCUUAUAUUUAUUAUUAAAAAUAAGAAAAAAAAAGGAUUUCUUUUGAAGUCCUUCAUUUCCUUAUCUUUUGCUUUCUUCAAAAGUGCUUUGUUCCAUUUGAAAAUUCGUUAAUUAUGAGAAAACUGCAUUUUCCAUCUUCGGCAAACCGUUGCAAAACUCACAGGAGACAGAAACUAUUUAGUGCAUCUUAGAUCAAUGUUUACUGAACUUCACCUUGUGGAAUUGUUCAAAUCUGUUAACAUUUUGCA